AGUGGAGUGCACUGGUGGAGGACAGUGGGCAGGUCUGACCCAUAUAUUGCUCCUCAUUUAUCUAACUUAGCGGUUGCUUUUCACAUAGUUUGGAGCCACUUUCUGAAGCUGUCUGUGAAGCUGUCGGACGUGAUGGCGACUUGUGACGACGUGCGGGAAAACGUGAAGAAGUACUACGGCAGUCGAUUGGAGUCCUCCUGUGAUUUGCAAACAAGUGCUGCCUCCUGCAGUUUGUCAGGUUGCCCAGCGCCAAGAAGUGUCACAGAUGCACUGAGCCUGGUUCACCCAGAGGUAACGAAAAGAUUCUUCGGCUGUGGUCUUCCCUUUCCAGCGAAGCUUGAGGGCUGCAGGGUCCUGGACCUGGGCAGCGGCUCUGGCAGGGACUGUUAUGCCUUCAGUAAACUCGUGGGACCGAGCGGACAUGUGACAGGGAUUGAUAUGACGGAGGAGCUGAUCACAGUGUCUCGUCAGUACGUUGAAUAUCAUCAGAAGAAGUUUGGCUAUGAGAAGCCCAACGUCUCUUUUGUCCAGGGGUACAUGGAGAAGCUCAGUGAAGCUGGCAUACAGAGUGACUCAGUGGAUGUUGUGCUAUCCAACUGUGUAGUCUGUUUGUGUCCGGAUAAAAGAGCCGUGCUACAGCAAGCGUACAAGGUCCUAAAGGAGGGAGGUGAACUGUACUUCAGUGACAUGUAUGCCAGCAAAGUUGUUCCUGAUCACAUGAAGCAAGAUCCAGUCCUGUGGGGCGAAGGAAUGGGUGGUUCUCAGUUUUGGCACGAUUUCAUUUCACUGGCCCGCAGCGUAGGUUUCAGCACUCCACACCUCGUCUCAGCGAGCCGCAUCAUGAUCUACAACAGUGAGCUCAAAGCAAAAGCAGGUGACAUCAGCUAUGCUUCAGGCACUUACCGCCUGUUUAAGCUGCCCAAAAGUCCUGUCAGGUCUGAGGCAACAGUGACCUACAAAGGAACUGUGGCAGAUUUCCCAGAUCAGCUGGACUUUGAUUCCUCCCACUCUUUCAAGAAAGAUGUGGCAGUGGAGGUAAAUGGAGAGAUGGCAGCAAUCCUCCAGAGUUCCCGUUUCUUCCCAGAUUUCGAAAUCCAGAUGUCGGAUAAACCAGAGUGCAGCUCAGAGUCAACACAGUACUGCCACCUCAGCCCGUUUCUGCUGGCGGACAAACUGGGAUCCUCAGUGACAAAAUGCUCCAAAACAAACAAAUGAAAAUGUUGCUGAAACCUGAGUAAAACUACAGAAAUAACAUUUUAACACAUUCUUUUUGAUAAGUCCAUCACAUUUGUAAAUUAUAGACAAAUAAUCUUAUGUGCUAGUCGUCACUUACCUCCAAUGAUGUACUUAUCAUUUGUGAAUAAUUGUGGUUCAUAGUUUGGCAGUGCUGUAAUGCUGUCACAGUAUUAUGAUAGUAAGAGUGUCUGGAUACUAAAAUAAGUUCAUUUACAAAGUGAUAAUUGUUUUAACUGUCUAUGAAAUAUUGAUGCUUAUGUGUAAAAAUUACAAUAAAAGCAUCUUACAG
Messenger RNA from Morone saxatilis (striped sea-bass), 1525 nucleotides. RefSeq lists its product as uncharacterized. Gene Ontology annotation, biological process: toxin metabolic process; arsonoacetate metabolic process. Gene Ontology annotation, molecular function: arsenite methyltransferase activity. The transcript has 10 exons. Gene Ontology annotation, cellular component: cytosol. The coding region runs from base 133 to 1215 and encodes 360 amino acids. The record is from RefSeq and is a predicted model, not a curated record. NCBI's taxonomy places the organism in Eukaryota, Metazoa, Chordata, Actinopteri, Moronidae.